AAGCGAAACUCGGAUAACUUAUUUAACCAACUGACUAACCUAACCUCAUGAGCGACGAAUCACAAAGUGACCAUGGAGGAAACACCAGAUGAAAGAAAGCGCUCGGGUCGGUCCAAGUCAAUUGGUCCCUGCAUAGUCUCCUGUAUCUUCGUCUUCCUCACUCACCUGGUCCUCUCUCUCGUCCCCCGCUUCUUCUCCGCCUCUUCCUUCCUCGCUCAACUCGCCCUCUCGGCCCUGCUGCUUCUCUUCUUUCUGGGUUUUGGCGGAUGGUGCAGAAGGACCCUUCUGAAACGCCGCGCUUCAGCUCCGGCUUUCGUAUUCUUCAACAUUCUCUUCAUUUGGGGGUUUUACAUCUCAGUUAUCAGUCAAGUUAAUCUGUGUGUUGUGCCCGCUGCAGCUGUGUCACUGCUCAACGACGCCGUUUUCAGCUGUGAGGUUGUCUUCCUCCUCAUUGGUCUCUACAGUAUAAUUACGAGUGACCCUGGCUUUGUAACAAAUGGGUUUGCCUCUUCAGACCAAGUUGCGGAGGGUUCAGUUUCUGAAGUUCAUAAUCAUGAGAAGGAGUUGGAGGUUUUAGCAAGUGGUUUAUCUGACGACUCAACUGAAGGUUCUGGUUUGGUUACGAGGGUACGAUAUUGCAGGAUCUGCAAGGCAUACAUAAGGGGUCUUGACCACCAUUGCCCAGCUUUUGGGAACUGUAUAGGACAAAAGAAUCAUCCCCUUUUUCUAGUUCUUCUGUUUGGAUUGAUCAUUACUGAGGCUUCUUAUUUAGUAUGCACAUCACUCUUUGUUGCCAAAUCCGGAAUCUUACAUAGACCUAGCUUGGAGCCUACUCUUUCUGAAAAUUUAACUGUUAGCACAAUUCUGUUCAUCAUUCUCCAGUUGGUAUGGCAGGUGGUGUUUGUGAUAUGGCAUAUAUAUUGUGUAUGCUUCAACAUCAGAACUGAUGAGUGGAUAAACUGGAAGAAGCAUCCAGAGUUCCAACUUCUUGUUCAACCUCAGCCAGGGAAAAACUUCACGAGUAUAAAGUUCAGAAAUCCUUAUGACAAAGGCAUUCGACAGAAUGUCAAGGAGUUUCUAGCGUUAAGAGCCUGACGGUUUCAACGUCUAUUACUCCAGAAGCCUUGCACACUUCUCUGCGUUCCACCCAUUUUUUUAAAAGCAGUCGCUCUUAUCGCUUCUUGCAUAUUCCAGUAUUUGGAGCAACAGAAGUAGGAGGUAUUGAUUUAACGGAAAUAGUUCUUGGUUUUGAAGUUAGUGUCUCAAAGUCCAUUUCAAAAACUGACAGAACGUUGAGUAGGCCGAUUAUAACAUGUCUUGGCUCAUGUAAAUUUACAGCCUGUGUAUGCACUUCUGUGAUUUGCAAGUGUCUUCAUAUUGUUGAA
Molecule: messenger RNA, 1385 nt
Organism: Pyrus x bretschneideri (Chinese white pear)
Lineage: Eukaryota; Viridiplantae; Streptophyta; Magnoliopsida; Rosales; Rosaceae
Product: palmitoyltransferase ZDHHC12-A
Exons: 11
Coding region: 73-1095 (340 amino acids)
Biological process (GO): protein targeting to membrane; peptidyl-L-cysteine S-palmitoylation
Cellular component (GO): endoplasmic reticulum; Golgi apparatus
Molecular function (GO): protein-cysteine S-palmitoyltransferase activity
Source: RefSeq, a predicted model, not a curated record